This is a messenger RNA of Camellia sinensis, 379 nucleotides long. The record is from RefSeq and is a predicted model, not a curated record. NCBI's taxonomy places the organism in Eukaryota, Viridiplantae, Streptophyta, Magnoliopsida, Ericales, Theaceae.
ACACACACACAUAUAUAUUGGUGCUCUGUGCUGGCUGUUGUCUUGGCCAAACCUUCAAGAAAUAGAAAUCUUUACAUGUAAACAAAUCUCUCUGGUUACAAUGUAGAUGGGUGCUUCUGAAUCAGUCCCUCAAAAAUCCAUUCAUGAUUUCUCAGUCAAGGAUAGCAAGGGUAAGGAGGUGGAUCUCAGCACAUACAAAGGGAGGGUUCUUCUUGUUGUCAACGUUGCUUCCAAAUGUGGGUUAGUAGAUUCAAACUAUACCCAAUUGACUGAAGUUUACAACAAAUACAAAGAAAAAGGUAUGGAAUCUUUCAAUCACUCCAUUUUUUUGGGGGCUUUUGCUUUUUGUCUCUAAAAGUAUAUAAUAACUGGAAUAAUC